AUGUCCGCUCCACAAGCUCAAGGUCAAGCUCCACGUAGAGGUGGUUUCGGUGGUGCCAGAGGUGGCAGAGGUGGUAGAAGAGGUGGUAGAAGAGACACCGAAGAAAAGGGUUGGGUUCCAGUCACCAAGUUGGGUAGAUUGGUGAAGGCCGGUAAGAUCUCUUCCGUCGAAGAAAUCUUCUUGCACUCUUUGCCAGUCAAGGAAUUCCAAAUCAUCGACCAAUUGUUGCCAAACUUGAAGGACGAGGUCAUGAACAUCAAGCCUGUCCAAAAGCAAACCAGAGCUGGUCAAAGAACUAGAUUCAAGGCCGUCGUCAUUGUUGGUGACUCCAACGGUCACGUUGGUUUGGGUAUCAAGACCGCUAAGGAAGUUGCUGGUGCCAUCAGAGCUGGUAUCAUCAUUGCUAAGUUGUCUGUUAUCCCAAUCAGAAGAGGUUACUGGGGUACCAACUUGGGUCAACCUCACUCUUUGGUCACCAAGACCUCUGGUAAGUGUGGUUCCGUUUCCGUUAGAUUGAUCCCAGCCCCAAGAGGUUCUGGUAUCGUCGCCUCCCCAGCCGUCAAGAAGUUGAUGCAAUUCGCUGGUGUUGAAGAUGUCUACACUUCCUCCACUGGUUCCACCAGAACCUUGGAAAACACCUUGAAGGCUGCUUUCGUCGCUAUCGGUAACACUUACGGUUUCUUGACUCCAAACUUGUGGGAAGUCCAACCUUUGACUCCUUCCCCAUUGGAUGUCUACGCCGACUACGCCAGUGCUUCCAAGAAGAAGUUGUAA
This is a messenger RNA of Kluyveromyces marxianus DMKU3-1042, 774 nucleotides long. It is a transcript of the gene RPS2, whose product is annotated as 40S ribosomal protein uS5. The transcript has a single exon. Gene Ontology annotation, molecular function: RNA binding; structural constituent of ribosome. Bases 1 to 774 code for a protein of 257 amino acids. Gene Ontology annotation, biological process: translation. Lineage: Eukaryota; Fungi; Ascomycota; Saccharomycetes; Saccharomycetales; Saccharomycetaceae. The record is from RefSeq and is a predicted model, not a curated record. Gene Ontology annotation, cellular component: cytosolic small ribosomal subunit; ribosome.